UGCUUCUUUUUUGCAAACAUAUCCAAACUUGCUUAAUUGCAUUUAUGAUAGUAUUGAAUUUAGGGUUGCAGAAAAUAAAAGAAGAAGAAAAAUAAUAAAAGUCAGGACUGUCAACUACCUUGUGAAUGAUAUUAGAAAUAUAUAUAGUGAAUAUAUUGUCAGAUCCACUAUAAACAAUUAUCUACAACCUUCUUGUUCAAACUCAAUAGCAGCCAAGACCCAUCAUUAUUCUGCUAACAUUAUGGUCUCAUCAGUGUCUAGAACUGACAACAAUGUCCAUCCAGAUAAGCAUUAUUGUCUUGCCUUUGUAAAGGUGGCUAGUCAAUAUGCAUUUUUAUUUUCAAAGUUUCCAGUCAUAAUUUCGCAAAAUAAUAAGGCCAAGGUUUCUUUUAGUAUUAUAGUAGUUGGAAGAACCUUUAGAGUUUUACAAACAAUUAGAGAGCCAGUGACAGUCUCUGAACAUGAUUUUCUUAUAGAUGCAUAG
Molecule: messenger RNA, 484 nt
Organism: Cetraspora pellucida
Lineage: Eukaryota; Fungi; Glomeromycota; Glomeromycetes; Diversisporales; Gigasporaceae
Source: the annotation of a GenBank genome assembly